CAGCGCCAAGGGUCUCAGGGGUCUCAUUGACGUCAGUCCAUAGAGCAGCAAAUUGAAGAGAUGAGCUGUGGACGAGACUGUAUGGCGACACUCUGGGUUAUAUGCAAAUGUGUCGUAUUUAUUGGUGUAUUUCCGAGAGAGUGAAAAGAUGCCUGUGCUAUCAGUCAGAGCUCCCCUGAUUGUGAGCGUGUAAAUGCCGGGGAGGCGGUGGCGUACAGGCAGCAAAUCUUUGGGGGGUAAAGAGGCAAAGAGCGAAUGAAGAAGUCCAUGUCCAAAUGAAAACACAAAUACAGAGUUAUGCUGCUGCAUGAAUGGAUUAUUGUGAAUUACAUACAUAUUGCAUGAUGUUGAGGAAGCAAAAAGAGAAAGACAUUCAGUUGAUUAUUUUCUGCUGAAAGGUUAAAAUGGGGCGAUAGCCUUUUUCCCGGAUUUAUCACAAAUUCAACAGCUUAUCACAUGUUCCAUUGUGGCUGGGGAGGGAAGAAAUAUUGUGCCUCUCGGGAGAGGAAUUUUGUGAAUUCCUUCAGUCUGUGUGCGACCGUCAACGGGAAGUGAAUUGAAAUUCCUAACUAGUGACUCCGAGAGCUGCUUCCUUUGAGUUUUUUUUCUUCUCUUCUUCUCCUCUAAUUUUUUUUCGGCUCAAAUUCUUGUGUGUGGAUUCUUUCUGUAAUAGUUCUUGUGUGAAGUGUUUGCCUUCCAGGGCGAGGACAUGGCGUCAUCUCGCUUAAAUUAUUUAUUAUUUAUUUAUAUAUCGCAUCUUGGAUUCUCCAAAGGAUUUAAUUUGUUCGAACCGAAUAGGGUUUAUGUGUACAAUUUCACAGGAAGUGUCCAGGUUGGAUCUCGUGCCAGCAACAGUGAGCACAAUGUUAAUCCCACUUGGUGGCGCAUUACAGGACUUUUUCAGCUGCAACGCAUCGAUUCGACCACCCUGGCAGCCUGGAUUACGCCACAUGGAGAAGUGACUCUAUUCCCGCCAAAACACACUGACCCGAAGCGAAUGGGGAUGUCGGACGAAUUGCGGGCACCAUUUAAGAUAAUUAUUGCCAACAAUGGUGCUAUUAACUAUGUGGCCGUGAAUGCAAAGGAGAAAGCAUGGACGUCCAAUCUCAAGCGCGCCUUUGCGUCCACAUUCCAGCUGCAGGUGGAGAAAAGUGGGUUGUUCACGGUGAAUGAGGGUGGACUCCAUGGGUUCUGUAGCACCAGCUACCUCGUAACCAAUCGCACAACUCACUGGCAAGUCCGCAAAACCAUCGAUCUCAAAUCGUGCACUCCACACGGCAGUGGGAUCCACCAUUCGCGAAUGAAUGUGCCAAAUGUCCCAUGCCUCGAGAAUACCGAACGAAAGGUUGUCGUUAGCAAUGAGGGCUUCUUCGAGCUACGUCCCAAUAAGAAUUCCGGGGUAUUUGUGGCUAAAGCCAUCACGAAGGGUGUAACACUUGUUAACAUCUUUGAAUCCACAGGAUCAGCUCAAUACAUCAAUUCAGAACUUGAAUUGAACUUUGUCAAGGAGCGAAUGCACCCGAAGGAGAUCUCUCUCGAUGUGGACAAACUCCUCCUCACUUCCCUUGACUAUGUGAACCACCACAAAGAUCCCACAGCUGGCCGGAGCACAGCAUCGGAUGAUCAGCAAAUCCGCCAUGUUGUCUACCUCCUGAAUCACCUAACGGAUGCUCUGGAUGCCACAGAAUUGGACUUUGAGGAUCCCAUUGAUAGUCAUGUGGCGGAAACAUUUCGUGUAGUUGGUCUCAUGGAGUUUGAAGCACUGGAGAAGUUAUUCAAGGAGAUCGACAUUGGUACCUCGUAUCGCCAGGAAACAAUUAGGAAUCUCUUCUUUGAGUUUGUCUCCCGCAUUGGGACAAGAGCUUCGGUUCUCCUGACGCGUGAUCUUGUCGUGAAGAAGAGCGUGAAACCCUCAACGGCUGUUCAGCUCCUCAUGGCACUUCCAUUCCACAUUGAUGAAAUGAGUCAGGAUUUGGUGAGGGAAUGCGAAAUAUUGCUGGCACUCGGCUCUGAUCGUCCGGAUGUGAAGCAGGCAGCUGUUCUCAGCUACGCCACACUAAUCCAUCAUACUUUUGUAGGAGGGAAGAUGACUGUGGAUGUCUUUGAGCGAUAUGUGAAGAAAUAUUUUGAUCUCUUCUUCAACAGUCCUGACUAUGAGCAGCAAAUGCUGUACCUCCUGGCACUGAGUAAUCUCGAGUUGGGAAAUGUUGUGGAGUACCUGGAGCCAAUUGUCAAGGGUGACUAUCCUCAAAAUACGGAUAUUCGUUUCUUAGCAAUUUGGUCCACACUCUCACUCGCACAAGUACGUCCGGAAAAGACUUAUGAGCUGUACUGGCCGAUCCUUGAGUCACGUGACACUCCACUGCAGCUAAGAGUGGCAGCAUUGAUGAUGCUCCUCAUGUCAAAACCCUCCCCAGCUCGUCUUAUGAGUAUCCAUGAAUUCAUGCUGAGCGACACCUGCCCACACUUGAGAAACUUCUACAGGACAACCAUUCUUGGGCUCAAGAAAACAACUCAUCCCUGCUAUGAAAAUAUGAAAGAUAUGAUGGGCUUCCUAUCCCGCCAUCUUCCACCGGAGCCAAAAUCAAAGUACUGGACAGGAAACUACAUGGAUGGGACUGUUCAUCAGUCGGCAAUUGGUAUUGGCAUACAAUCUCUCUUGAUUGCUGACGACAAGACAGACAUUCCUGAAGUAAUUUACUUACGUCUGGACACGGAAUCUCUACGGAAGUAUACUGGAAAGUUUUCUGUUUUCAUCAAAAUAAGAGGUCUAGCAGAGAUCAUUGAGAAGAUCACGGUGCCAAUAAUUGAAAUUGAUCAACUAAAGAGUAUCCUGAAUGGGAUGAAAUUGCAGCCAAUCCCUCAAACACCUCUACAUUUUGAAUUUAUCCUCAAUGUUGAGGGCAAAGCUGUACUUUCGUAUCACAUCAAUCAGACAACGGUGAUGAAUCUCACCAAUGGAGACAUAAUAUCCCGCCUUCAGACAAUCUUCCUGGGAGAGACUCACAUAAACAUGCAGACAAUUCGAUGGCCAUUUAUGAACAAAUACUCCGUCCCAACGGUCCUUGGAACACCAGCGGAAGUGGUGAUUGAGAGCACAGUGGCUACAGCUCUACGUGGGAACAUCACCUUCCCCACACACUCAUCCACAGCCCUGAGAAAUCAUCAAAUUGAAAUGAGAUACUCAUCGUACUCCACAUGCCUCUCCCGGAGCUACAAUCCCUUCCUCAACUAUGAGCAUCAGGUGCAACAGGAUCAGGGAUUCCUCGGCUAUAGUCCCAUAAAUAGUGAAAUAGGAUUGGAUAUGUCCACGGGGCAGAUGUUCCUGAGCUUCAUUCGUCCCAAGAUGACCAAUAGUGGAUUCUCCCUGAAAUCUCGCGUUAGCGCCAACAUCCGUGAAUUCCUUCUGCGUGAUUCAGAGACGGAUACAUCGAAUCUCUAUGUGUUUAGUGAGUCCGAAGAUGACAAAUCGGUGUCUGUGAUUGAUUGGAAUAUUGGGGAUUUGGGAACAAGGGUUCUACUCUCGGUGGGCGUUAAGAAAAUCGUCCCGAGUAUGUUUGACUUUACGAAUAUCCUCACACCGGAAAAUGGGAAUGUACCCCAAUUUGCUGGACAAGCCCUACAGACGGCAAAUAUCCUCCAAGUGGUCACCACACACUUGGGGAACUACAAGAAUGUCAAGUGGUUGAUACAGAAUGAGGAGGAUUCAAGGAUUUUAGUUACAAUUCAAAUGUUCCAGGAUCUAUCGAAUCGGGAUGUUUAUUCGACAAAAUUAAACAUUGAUUUGAGUCACACAAAUGAUUUGGAAAAUCGCAAUGCAACACCCCUCCAUCGAUGGACCACGCAGAUUAGAUGGACAAAGACAGCCAGCAAGCAGAGCUCCACAGUUCAGGCGAUCAUGAAGCGUGUCUCCGGAUCGAAUGAUUGGCGCAUGUGCCUGGAUGGGCACUACUCUCCACUGGUGUAUGCCCAAUCGCCGGGAGUCUUUAAGGUGGUGGCUACAUUUGGACAAAUCACCGACACUACGGAAGGACAAUGCCCGCAGAAAAAGUCCCAAAUCUCGGUUUCAGGAUCAUUUGAUGUGGAUGAGAGUACAAAGAAGAGUCUCAAUGCCCUGGAGAAGGAUACCAAUUGUCCUGGGAAUCUCAUCAAGUUCACACCACCAAUGCUGCUCCAUGAAUGCCAGGAUCGUUUCAACACCUUGACGAAGAUUACGAAUUUGGCUGUGCAAGUUAAAUCCAACAGGAUGCCAGUUUGGUACAAUGAUGCCAUAACGAGAUUGCAACAUUUCUACUCGAGCUUCAUGUCCUACCCGGACACAACAACCAGAAAUUGGACCACAGGAAUGGAUGUGAAGGUAUCAAUGCCAAGUGUGAAUGAUAAUUCAAUAAAUGUGGACAUUAAUGGGGCAACCCUGGGCUCUCUGGCGUACUUUUCGCGUCUCUAUGAGAACACCAACAACAUCAAGUACAACCAUUUGGACACAAAGCUCAAUACGUGGGGAUUCUACAAGACAUGCAGUGUAGUCGGGAAUACGCUGCAUACUUUUGCAGAUGGUGAAGUGAAUCUGGCCAAAUUGAUUGUGGAACGCAACAAGAGCCCCUGUGCUCUCCUCCUGGCAGCCGAUUGUACGCCCAAGACGAGCUUUGCGGUAUUCCUGCAACCCCUGGCUGGGUCAGAGCUCACUACUAAAUUUGCCAUAAGGUAUUUCGUGGGACAGAUCAGCAUUAAGUAUUCCCCUGAUGAUCCUGAGCACGUUGUUGUUAACAAUCCCCUCGUGACUAGUGGGGAUUUAAGAAUGCCAAUUAGAAAUCUCACCCUCAGCUCCAAUUCGCAUCUCAUUAAGCAUUUGUGGAUUCACGUGACACCCGAUGAAAUCUUGGACAUUGUCGACAGCGUAUUCUUUAGGGGUGUACAAUUUGACCGGAAGAAUCUCCUCCAAAUAAGCACAUCAUUCAAUUUUAAGAGCAAAGUCUGUGGAUUGUGCAAUCCCGAAUCAAAAGCCACAGCGGACUCCUUCAGCUACUGCUUCAAAUCAUAAAUGCUUUCAUUGACACAUUUCUCUCUUUAUUUCCAAGAGAAUCUCUUUUUUCAUUUUUUCUUUAAGGAUUAUGUAUACACAAAAUAUCAUAGUUCCCGGAGAAGCUGAUUUGUUCUAUAUCGUCCCCUAGGAUGUCUUCUGUUCACUUUUUUCCGCUCUUCAAUAAAAUCUUAUGCAGUUUGA
Molecule: messenger RNA, 5224 nt
Organism: Lutzomyia longipalpis
Lineage: Eukaryota; Metazoa; Arthropoda; Insecta; Diptera; Psychodidae
Gene: cv-d
Exons: 12
Coding region: 710-5041 (1443 amino acids)
Biological process (GO): lipid transport
Molecular function (GO): lipid carrier activity
Source: RefSeq, a predicted model, not a curated record